This is a messenger RNA of Candidula unifasciata, 3381 nucleotides long. Lineage: Eukaryota; Metazoa; Mollusca; Gastropoda; Stylommatophora; Geomitridae. The record is from the annotation of a GenBank genome assembly.
AUGUUUGAGUUGGACCAGGCUUCGCAAAUAUUUAUGGCACCACCUGAUGUGGUAACAAGAGAGCAGAGGCAGGCGGCACAAGACUUUAUUUUAAAUUUCCGCAAAACACGGAUGCCCUACACUCUAUGCCAGUAUAUAUUAGAGAAUAGCAAGAAUGACUACAGUCUCUUCCAAGCAGCAACCACCAUUAAAGAAGCCAUAAUCCGCGACUGGUCGUUGAUGAGUUCUGACUCCGUAGAAGCACUUCGUUCAUUUCUGCUGCGUUACAUCACAAACCACAUCACACUGCAGAGUUUUGUCAGAGAACAGAUUUUGCAAACUGUCGCUGUCAUUUUGAAACGGGCGACAUUAGACAAGAAAGGAAAAAGCUGUGAUAGAUUAUUUGAAGAUGUCUCAACUCUGAUCAGCAGUGGAAACAUCACAAUGCAACUUGUGGCUUGCUCCAUGUUAACCUCAUUAUUGAAUGAAUACUCAUACACCAGUCGUACUAGCAGUGUUGGCUUAACUUGGGAAUUUCACAUCAAGUGCAAACGGGCAUUCGAACAGUCGGACUUGAAACGGGUGUUUAUGUUUUCACUGCAAGUGCUCAGUGAGAUUGAAACACAGCCUAGUCCUUUGAGCCGGGAGGCCACAGCUUUCUUGAACCGCAUCUUGUGUAUUGCUGAACAGGUUCUCAGCUGGGAGUUCACACUCCGGGGAGUGAGAAUGCAUACUCAUGCCUUUAAUGAAAACCCCAAUGCCACAUUGAAACCACCAGAGAGUUGGAGAGAUGUCUUGCUAGAUAAGAACACAUUGUCAUUGUUUUUCAGGAUUCACCAGAAAGCAAGAUUCAACAGCGACAUGGCCCAUCACUCUAUGCAGUGCCUUGUACAGCUGGCCUCUUUAAAUGGGAUGAUAUUCAGUAAAGAUGAUCAGUCGCAGUAUUUAACUCAUUACAUUGAAGGUCUGCUUCACAUGCUUUCCAACAUUGAACUGCAAGAGCAUGAAAACUUUGGCGUGGCUUCCAUUUUCAAAAACCUGCUACUUAUGUUUACUAUACAGACCUUCAUUAGCAUUGAUACCUUUUUGUUUAAGUCAUUUAUCCAGACAUUCACAUCUCUCACAUGUACAGUGGGCAGGCUGGCAGCUCAAGAAGAAUCAAUGCACAAAGAUGACACAGUCUUUAUGGAGUCAUAUGAAAAGCUUCUGGAGUCAUGGACAUGUUUUACAAAGGACAUCAGCUCCCUUCCUCCAGGAACUCUCAACAACCCCGCCUCAGAGAUUUUUAAUUCUUACAUGCAGUGUCACCUAACAGCACCUGAUGGCAUACGUAGUUUGAAUGUAGAUGAUUCUGAAGACAUUGACGAAACAGAAGAAGAUGACAGAUACAAGUUUUCAGAUCAGCUGAGCUGCAUUGGGACAUUGGGUCGAAUUAUUCCAGAACACUCUGUGCCCUUAUUGUCUAAAGUCCUAGAAGACCGUAUAUCCCUCAUCAGUAAUCAGCUGCAUGGACUACAGCAUCAGAGAGAUCUGGCCAGUAACCAUGAGUCUACAGUUAACAUCAGUACACUUCAUGGUUUACAUGAAGAUUUACACUGGAUCAUUCUAGUUACAGGUCAUCUUCUAGCAGACGAUGCUGAAGGAGAGACCCCAACAAUUCCUGCCGCCAUCAUGAAAUAUUCCAUUAGCCAGGCCAAGACUGUUGACGUCAACCUCACGAUGAAGAUGCUGUCAUCAGGCGGCUAUAAGCUGGAACCAUCAGAAGAGUGUCUUGUUGAUUCUGUUAUCAGGUUGAUUGCAGCAGUGUUUAGGUUGUGUGAAGUUGAGAAUCAAGCAGUGGAUGCAAAACUGACUGACUUCCUGAGUCCUCAAGUGGGCAGCACAGUCAUGUGGUUCCUGGAGAGGUGGUCUGAUGCUUAUGUUCUGCAUGAUGAGAUGGAUUAUCUGGAGAUGAGUUUAGCAUUAGCCACUGCCUUCGGCAUGGACACAGAAGGAGUUCGAUGGACAGUGAAUUUCAUGCUGCAGAAGAUUGUCACCACCAUGUCUGUAUGGUCAUCUGAGCCAGGGCUUAUCACUGAUACACUGAAACUUCUCACAGAUUUGUCUGAACAGAGUUCUAGGGCAAUGUAUCUGAGUCAAUCAGAAGUGUUGUGGAACCUGGCAAGGCUGGAGUCACGCCAGGAACCUCCUGUCUCCACAUUGUCACCUGAUGCUCGCAGACAGUUUAUGAAAGCUAUGGUGUUGGUGGGCUGCAGUAUUAAGGAUUCUGCACAAGAGGAGCAGUACUGGAAACUGCUGCUUCAUUCUAACUAUGAGCGGUUCCUGCAUGUGGUUGAGUCUGAAGGAUUCAAAUCUGGCAAGGAGGGAAGCAGGCAGCAAUUUCUCUACCUGUUGGAGUCUUUGAUUGGUGUAGCCACAGCCACACAGAAUUCCAUAGCCACCAAGAUGUUUCAGUUUAUGGCUCCGCUGCUGAGACAUGUGGUCAAGGCCAUUGAUAUCCAUCAUAAUUAUGCAGACGUUGUAACCACAAGCUUUGAACUGUUUUCUGAAGUUGUGGCCAAGAUGCUACCAUUCCUCAAUACUGCUUAUUCCCAGUCACUUUAUCAACUGUGUCUCGCAGCCAUCCAGACGUUUGCCAGACAUAAUUUUGGUCGGCAGUGCCUCUCUGCAGAAGAUGAACAAGAAACCAAAUUUAGAGACAUCAUUCUGAUAAUGGAAAUGCUGACCAAUCUCAUGUCAAAGGAUCUAUUGGACUUCAGCAAAGAUGACCAACCUGCUGGAGAUAAUUCUAACAUCGAUGGUGCAACAAUUGUUAUAUUUGGUCUGGAAUUAAUCGUCCCACUUAUGAAUGCUGAAAUGUUGAAAUUCCCCAGUUUGUGCAGCUGCUACUUCCGAUUAAUCUCCUUCCUGUCAGAUCUUCACUCUGAGAAGUUCUGUACAUUACCCGAGCAGCUCUUCAACAAUAUAAUGGCUUCCAUCGAACUAGGAUUUAACACUUCAGGAACAGACGUGACGCGGAUGUUGUUUGAAUCUCUUCUAGCUCUAGCCACUCACUCUUUACAGAAUUCGCAGACAUCGCAGCACUUACAGGGCAUGCUAGGACACUUUUUGAAGGUUAUAUUCCGAAUGCUGAUUUUGGACAAUUUUGAUCUGUCUCUUCAAGAAAUUGGAAGCACAACAUUGUUUUGUUUGAUAUGCUGCAAUCAGGACUUGUACAAAGAUCUGGUGAAUCAGUUGAUACAGAUUCAGCCAGAAGAAUACAAGCAGAGGUUGCUGCAAGCCUUUAAUGAGCUGACCCCUCCAUCGCUGCAGCUGUGUAUUACCAGGCAGAACAAGAUCACCUUUAAAGCCAACUUUGAUGUGUUCUUGAACAAUGUCAGGGGAUUUCUGUGCAUUAAAUAA